AAAAUAAGUUUUAUAAAUAUUAUAGUAAUAAUAAUUAUCAUUAUAAAUUUACAAAUAUCAACGAUACAAUGCGUUAAAUAUCCGAUAACAAAUAUUGAAAAAAAAAAUGAUCAGCUUAUUAAAAGAGGAGAUAAUAAAAUGAUAUUCGCAGUAACAUGUGUAUCAAAUGAUACAAUUUAUUGUGGUAAAAUAAUAAAAUCAUUUAAUACAAUCGGAACAUUACUUUCAUCAGUAAUAUUAUUUAAAGAACCUUUAUUGGUAAAUGUAACAGUUGAACAAGAUUGUAUGCUUGGAGAAAUUGAUUGUGUAGAAGAUAUUAAUCUUAUAGGAAAUGCAAGACCCGGAUCAAUGGUUUUAUUGGCAGAUGAAAAAGGAGUUGAAAGAUAUUAUCAACAACCUUUAGCGAAACAAUUUUAUACAAAUCUUCCAGAAUAUGAUGAUGUAGAUAUUAAAGUUAGGUUUCCUAUACGAUCGAAUUAUUGGUUUCAAGGAGAUCCUUUACCAAUCUAUAAUUCUACACAAAACUUAGAUUUUUUACAAUUAGCAUUACGUGAAAUAGUUCGAGCGUUAGGAUUUCAUUCAUCAUGGGGAACGUGGUUUAAAGAUCAAACAAUUAUAGUUCCUAGACCUCUUUGUGAUGAUGGAAAUGGAGAAUGUAGCAUUAAGGGUAGAAAAGUGCAUAAAAAAUGGAUUGGAUUUAGAGAAUAUAUAUUUGAUAAAUAUUUAAUGAAUUUAUAUACAGGUGAAAUGUUAACAGAUAAAACAAGGGAUUUAAAUAAAUUCUUUGAAACAAAAAAUAUUAAAGGUAGAAUCAGAAAUUUAGAGAAAGAAUUUAAAACAUCAACACAAUAUAAUAUUGCAAAAGAAAUGUAUGAAUUAUCAACAACAAAUAGUACGAUUGGAUUUUUUUCUUGGAAUGAUAUAGAUUAUAAAGAUAUUUUGGUAUUAUUAACAAAUAUAUCACCUUUUAAUGAUGAUGUUAAUCUAAAAUUUGUUGAUGAUAUAUUAUAUUAUAAUACGAGUGAUUUUUUAAUGAGAUAUCGAUUACCUUUUGGUGAAAUUCUUCAAAAUGAAAUUAUUAAUGGGGGAAAUUAUGAUAAUUCUACAAAUAGUACAGAUAGUAUUUUAUAUGGAUCUAUUGGUCCAAAAUUAAUGAGAGUAUUUGAAACUAUAGGAUAUUCUACCAUUGAUAAGCCCAUUGCAGAUUAUAAACCAACAAUUCCCCCUCCACUUCCACCUUUCACUGAAUCAAAUUCAUUAGGAAAUUCGUUAUAUUCGUUAUCGUCAAUCACGUUCUAUCAAAUAUGUUUACUUUUAAUCACUGUAGUCUAUGAAAUUUACCUUUUAAAAUUAUAAACUUUUUUUUUAAAUUUCACGGUUUGGGAUGGGUUAAAUAUACGUUUAUAUGCGUAUGUAAUAG
Messenger RNA from Rhizophagus irregularis DAOM 181602=DAOM 197198, 1420 nucleotides. RefSeq lists its product as uncharacterized. The record is from RefSeq and is a predicted model, not a curated record. Lineage: Eukaryota; Fungi; Glomeromycota; Glomeromycetes; Glomerales; Glomeraceae.